CCGCCCCCCCACACGCGAGUUUUACUUAAUCCACGCCCAUAGAGGCGGGGCUAACACCACACGCCACGCCCCCCACCGCGGAAGUCUCGCGAGAUCUGCGCGGCGGCAGCAGCGGGAUGUGCGGGGGCUGCGUGGGCACCGAGUACCCGGAGCGGGGCACCACCUGCCUGGAGGGCGGCUCCUUCCUCCUCAACUUCGUGGGCUGCGCGCAGUGCGGCCGCCGGGACUUCGUGCUGCUCGGCAACCGGGCGGCCGGCGUGCACGGCGGGGAGGAGAUCGUCACCUACGACCACCUAUGCAAGAACUGCCACCACCUCAUCGCGCGCCACGAAUACACCUUCAGCGUGGUGGACGACUACCAGGAGUACACCAUGCUGUGCCUGCUCUGCGGCCGCGCCGAGGACUCCAUCAGCAUCCUCCCGGACGACCCCCGCCAGAUGACCCCUCUCUUCUGAAGCUGCUUUGUGUCCCAACACGAAUCCUGUGUCGCGAAGCCGUCGCAUCGCUGGUGGCAACACCGUCCCUUACAUGAUUCUGUUCUCCGAACCUCCAGCCCAGAUGCGGUGAUCACCUGGAUGCUCCAACGUGCCUGGGAGCAGCUCACCUGCUGCCCUGCGACUCCCACCCCAACCACGGUGAUGAGGGGGAACACCCCAGGCCGAGCCCCCCUUGUGCUGAGGACAUAAAAUGGACCCAGCAUGUUGUCACCCCAAAAAGGGGUCUCAAAGGAUCCCCACCUUCCUCAGGAGCCCACGUGUGUGGGGCAAUAAACGUGAUGUGUUACA
Columba livia (rock pigeon) is the source of this 785-nucleotide messenger RNA. RefSeq names its product churchill domain containing 1 (gene CHURC1). The coding region runs from base 117 to 455 and encodes 112 amino acids. Gene Ontology annotation, molecular function: zinc ion binding. The transcript is spliced from 4 exons. The record is from RefSeq and is a predicted model, not a curated record. Gene Ontology annotation, biological process: fibroblast growth factor receptor signaling pathway; multicellular organism development; positive regulation of DNA-templated transcription. NCBI's taxonomy places the organism in Eukaryota, Metazoa, Chordata, Aves, Columbiformes, Columbidae.